AUGGGCAAGGACCAGAUCUUGGCUCAAAUUUAUGUCGAUGAUAUUAUCUUCGGAUCGACAAGUGAGGAGCUUAGCAAGGAAUUUGAGAGAGUUAUGAAAAAGAAGUUCGAGAUGUGUGCGCUCGGAGAAAUGACAUUGUUCUUGGGUUUACAAGUCAAACAGGAUUCUCGAGGCAUUCUUAUUCAUCAAGGGAAGUAUGUGGACGAUGUGCUGGAAAAAUUCAAGUUCACAGACGCAAAACCGGCUGAAACUCCAAUGGCAGAAAGACCAUUACUGACUGAGGAUGCAGAAGGAUCCCCUGUUGAUCAACGCCUUUAUAGGUCUAUGAUCGGGUCAUUGAUGUAUUUGACAGCGAGCCGUCUAGACAUUAUGUUUGUUGUCUGCAACUAUGCGCGAUAUCAGGCUAAUCCUAAAAACUCUCAUCUUACUGCUGUUAAACGAAUCUUUCGGUACCUUAAAGGGCGAACUCGGUUUGGUCUGUGGUAUCUGAGGGAUUCCAAUUUUGACCUGUUUGCGUUUUCUGAUAGUAAUUUUGGAGGCACUGACAAAGACAAGAAAUCCACAUCAGCUGGAUGUUUUGUUUUCGUAAAACGUGCUCGGGAAGUCAUGGAUUUGAAGUUCAUCCCGACACAUAGUCAGGCAGGCUACUUAGCACCACCUCCAGAGAAGCACAAGAAGAUAUACACUUCAUUCAUCAAGGGUCUGAAUAGUUGCCGAAUCGUUCAUGCUUUAUGA
Messenger RNA from Helianthus annuus (common sunflower), 735 nucleotides. RefSeq lists its product as uncharacterized. Bases 1 to 735 code for a protein of 244 amino acids. The record is from RefSeq and is a predicted model, not a curated record. The transcript has 3 exons. NCBI's taxonomy places the organism in Eukaryota, Viridiplantae, Streptophyta, Magnoliopsida, Asterales, Asteraceae.